AUGGUCGACCCCGUAAUUGAUGCGGGUGUAGCGGACACCUUGGAGGCACGUUUGGCUGAUGUGAGGAGACGCCACGCGAAUGGCGAGUACGGGACGAUCCCCUUGGUGAUCGCCAAGUUGGGCAUCCGGUCGCAGUGGGCGACGGAACACCCUUCCCGUCCUGCUUCUCUUCGACCGGUGCGCAACGCACGUGGCGUCAACGACGAGGUCGACGGUGGUGCACGAGUCAGCGGCAACGAAGGCACGAGGCAGAGAGGGGUGAUCAAGCUGGAGGUCGCCGGGCUGAAGGGCUUCGCCGACGGCACAGUGCCAAUUCUGCCCGUGGACGAUGUCGAGCUGCGCGGGGAGUUUCGAGCGGCUCACUUGUUCACCUUCAUGGUCAUCUCGAGGUGCUGCUCGCCGGUGGUGCAGCUGGCGCUCACGAGCUGUCGAGAGCGACUCGAUGCUGGUCACCAGGCAUGGCACUUCAUCAUGUCGACGUACCAGGUCAGGGACGACCUGUACAUCGGGCAGCUGGAGGAGAAGAUGACUCACAUUCGGAUGGGCGAGCAGGAGUCGGCGACGGAUUAUUGCAACCGUGCUAGACGGAUCCUGGCUGAGAUGCGGAUGGCGGGCGCUGAGUACUCGACGGCGUCCUACAUCACCCACAUCGUCAAGGGUUUGUUGCGCAGCUACAAUCUCAUGAAGAGGAUGAUGAUGGUACCCGGCACGCGCGAGUCCCUCGACGAGGACUCCAUCACCAACUACAUUCUUCAAGAUGAGGCGAUGCAGGAGGCCGAACAGCCCACAGAGCUCCUUCCGCAGGCAAACUACGCUGCAUCGACGAAGCUGAAUCAACAGCAAGGGCAGCGCGGGAAGCCGGGCGGAAGUGGUAGCGGAGGUGGGCGGUCGACGAAGGACGUCGACGAGAAGCGGUCGACGCGGGACAAGGGUCGACGAGGUGGUGGUGGUCGACGGCGAGAGUGCUGGAUCUGCGGCGACCCCGACCAUCUCUCCUUCGAGUGCCCCGACCGCGAUGACAGCGAUGAGGACGACAACAAGGGAGGCCGUGGGCGAUCGGCCAGUCGUCGCCCACGUCGAGAUGAGAAGCCGCGCAAGGAGAAGCAAGCGUCGAAGAAGACGCCGUCGACGAAGGACGUCGACAGCUCCAGGGGCAAGAGCCGAGGCGACGGGGAGGCAUCGUGCUCGAUGGUCGGCGUGGUGGAGCCGACGGUCUCGCUAGCACCGGAGGCUGGCGAGGACUUCCAGGCGGUGGCGGCAGCUGUGCAGGCCAACCCGAUGGUGGUGCUGCUUGAUAGCGGAUGCUCCCACCACCUGAUGGGGACGAAGGCAGUCUUCAUCGACAUGGGGCCAAGCGAUGGUGUGAAGCAUGUGAACCUGCUGUCAGUCGGCCAACUGAAGGAGAGCGGAGUGCAGCUGCAGGGCGACGGCGACGAAAUGCUGCUCGUCACUGCGACCGGGGAGGUGCUCGGUCGAGCACGCUACACCGGAUGUGUUCUCUGCAUCGACCUUUGCUUUUGCUCGACGCAUUCGCCGUCGACCGAGGUGGUGGCUCUGUGGACGAUCGUCUGGGCGAUAAAGACGACCACUGCCCUGUUGCAUGCGAGGCUCGCGCACAUCGGCGUCGAUACGAUCAAGAGCUCGGCGAAGCAUGAAGUUGCUGUUGGGCUCGACAUCACGCCGUCGAACGGAGCAGAUCCGUCGUGUGUCUCGUGCGUCGGAGGGAAGCUGGCGCGGCACACCUUCCCCGACAAGGGCUCGGACGCCGAGGAAGCAUUGGCUGUCAUGCACAUUGACUUGUGCGGGCCAGUUCAUGUGGCUGCCAAGGAUGGCAGCUUGUACUUCCUACUGCUGAAGGAUCGCCAUACUCGGUUCACGAAGAAGUCGGUGCUGUCGCUUCGCUCCGAUCAAGGAGGGGAGUUCCUCGGCAAGGCGUUCACCGACUUCGUCGACGGGAAGGGCAUCGUCCAUGACCUGACGUGCCCCUACACUCCGCAGCAGAAUGGGAUGGCUGAGCGGGAGAUGCGCACGACCGUCGAGUACGUGCGGACGAUGCUGCUACACAUGGGCGUGCAGCAUCACUGGUGGCACCUUGCUCUUCGACAGGCGGUCUGGGUGCGCAACUACUUGGAGCGGUCGACGACGCCGCCGGGGACGACUCCGUACCAGUUGCAAACCGGGACGAAGCCCGACCUCACGCUGGCGCGGGUGUGGGGCUGCAUGGUGCAGUUUAUGGUUCCUGAGCAGCAGCGCGGUGGGAAGCUGGCGCCAAAGGCUCGCUGGGGGCUUCACCUGGGUGUGUUGCCGGAGAGCAAGGGCUGGGAGGUGCUCGACCUGACCGACAACAAGGUGGUCACGUCGGUCGAGGUGAUCUUCUACGAGACGCUGUCGCUUGAGGUGUGGAAGGCAAAGUAUGGGCCGGCGUCGGAGCGGAGGCAGGCGCACCCGCCGACGGACACCUCGACGGCGACGAUUCCGUUGCUUGCCGAAGUCGACAAGCCUGCUGUUGAGGAUGUUAUGGAGGUUCUUCCCCCUCCCCCUGUCCUUGCUCCUCCGUUCCCCGUCGCAGAUUGGCCUGGUUCGGCACCUGUGUCGACCACCGACGAUGAGGGGAGCCUUGAGGCGUCGCGUGUGGCGCCGGCCCAUGGCAUCGCCGGCGGUCGACAAGGCGCCAAGCUCGUUGACCAGGAUGGGAAGCCGUCGGCGACACGGGAGCAGCAGACAGGGGAGCCGGUCGAACAAGAGGCAACAGCAGCGGUGCAGCCGACAGGGGAGCAGCAGCCGGGGCAGUCGACAGGGGAGCUGUCGAAGUCACCAGCAGACGAGCAGCCGAUCGACGGGUCGAAGCAGCUGGUCGACGACGAGGACGUUGACAAGGAAGGGGAGCAGUCGGCGGCUCGACGGCCACCGGAGCGGCUGAGCUUCCACGCCUGCCUACCGCGAGCAACCUUCACCACGGUGUUCAACGAGGUCGACGACGACCUGUUGUACGACGACGCCGAGGAGGAUGAAGACCUGCCGGAGCUCGACCCCGACAUGCAUGCCGACCCCGAACACCGCUGGGACAUCGCCACGAUGACGGUGAAGGAGGCGCUGUGGAGCUGGAAGGGCAAGGCGGUGAAGGCCGCCAUGGAAGAAGAGAUUCGUAGCCUCAUCGGCAUGGGCACUUGGGAGCUGGUCGAACGCCCACGUGAGGUGAACAUCAUGAAGAACCGGUGGGUGCUGACGACCAAGUACCGCAUUGAGGACACCGUCGAGCGCGAGAAGGCGAGGCUGGUCGCGAAGGGCUUCACGCAGGUGUACGGUGCCGACUACGACGAGACGUACUCGCCGGUGAGCAGAUACGUCACGCUGAGGAUCUUCUUCAGCAUCUUCGCCGUCCUCGACCUCCAUUUGAUGCAGCUCGACAUGAAGAACGCUUUCUUGCAGAGCAAGCUCGACAGGGUGCUCUACAUGUACCAGCCGGACUACUUUGACGACGGGACCGGCCGGGUGUGCAAGCUGUUGAAGAGCCUCUACGGGCUGAAGCAGUCGCCGCUGCUGUGGUACAGGGCUCUCGACAGUGUGUUGCUGAGCGCUGGCUGGAAGAAGAGGCAGGUCGACGAGGCGCUCUACUUCAAGGCCGGCGACGACGGAGUGACCUACUGGGUGCUGGUCUACGUCGACGACCUGCUUGCCGCCAGCUGCAGCACCGCGAUGCUGAAGGAGCUGCUGGAGGCUGCCUUCGAGCUGCGUGAGAUCUCGCCGGUGGUGAAGUACCUUGGGCUGGAGAUCGUGCGCGACAGGCCGGCUAGGAAGCUGUGGCUGCACCAGCAGGGCUACGCCGACAAGUUGCGCAAGCGCUUCAUCGACGAGGAGCAGGGCGGUCAAGUUCCGAAGACGCCGGUCUCGGUCGACGCCUACGCUCAGCUGACAUUCGACGACGAGGAGGCUCAGGAGCGGGAGGAGGAGGAGUACCGGCAGAAGGUCGGCUCGUUGCAAUUCGCGGCGACGACGACGAGGCCGGACAUUGCGUUCGCAUGCAGCAAGCUGGGGAACGGUCUCCCGGUGAGGAGCGACCAGCAUUGGCGCGAGGUCGACCGCUGCCUCGCCUACCUCGCCGACACCCGCGACACCGCCCUAGAGUUCGGCGGUGGAUCAGACUUGUUGGAGCUGAUCGGCUACGUCGAUGCCGACGACGCGGGCGACAAGCAAAACCAAACGAGCACGGAAGGCUACGUGUUCAUGGAUGGAGGGGCCGCCGUCUCCUGGCCGAGCUCGCGCAUCAAGUGCGCGACAUUGUCAUCGACCGAGUCGGAGUAUGUGGCGACCACGGAUGCCGGCAAUGAGGGUCGUCGAAUUCGCUUCCUCCUUGCAGAAUUCAAGCUGCUCGACGCUGGGAAGCCGACCAUCCUCCGCGUCGACAACAAGUCGGCAAUCACGAUCGCUGAGGGCUUGGGGUUGACGGGCAACCUCAAGCACAUGGAGCGACGCUACGCCUGGCUACAGCACAUGGUGAGGCGCGGGAAAUUUGUGCUGAAGUACAUCCCAUCCACUGAGCAGCCGGCGGAAUUUCUGACAAAGGCGCUGCAUUUUCCAACUUUGAACUGGUGCUCGGUCGCCAUCGGCCAAGUUCGUCUGGCCGACGUUGGCGACGGCAACGACGAGGUGCAACAGUAG
Messenger RNA from Closterium sp. NIES-65, 4659 nucleotides. Lineage: Eukaryota; Viridiplantae; Streptophyta; Zygnematophyceae; Desmidiales; Closteriaceae. The record is from the annotation of a GenBank genome assembly.